AAUUGAAAAUCAGCAAGUUGAAAUUAAAUUUUAAUCAAAAUGGGCAACAAAAAGUUCAAUGAAAAGGCGAAAAACAAAAAAUGGGAACGUGUGAAGAUGGAAGGACAAGUUUUUACACACGAUAAUGCAGAUUUUUCGGGAUUCAGUAGUUUGGAAGUGCUCGAAAACUACGACAGGAGACUCGUGAAGAAGACAAAACUGCAAAAAGAUGACUUGAAUUUGCGAACUGUGGAUGCUUUGGACUUGCGAAAGAAGGAUGAAGGCAAAAAUAAGCAGAAAAAGAGUCAAAAAGACUCGGGAAAUGAGUCUGACGAUGAUAUUUUGAAGGAAUUUGAGGACGAAGAAGACUUUGGAUUUCAAGAUUCUGACACUGAAGUGCCUUCCAAGAAGAAACGAAAGAAGGAAGAGAAGAAAAAAUCCAAAGAAAAUGAUAAAAAGUCGAAAAAAGAGGAAAAAGCAGGAAAAUUUGUGCUGUUGAAACCUCCAAAAGACUCAAGUGACGACGAAGAAGAGUCAGAAACAGAAGAAAACCCCGUAGAAAGCGAUUCAGGCAACGACGAAACCUCCGUCGACAAAUCUCUCGCUCAAAAUUGGAAAGAACUCGGCGUUUCUUCGGAAGAAAUCAUCAAAGCACUCAACGACAAAGGCUUCACGCUGCCCACAGAGAUCCAAACUCUCUCAAUUCCUCCCGCAAUCUUCGGAAAACGCGACAUUUUGGGCGCCGCAGAGACAGGAAGUGGCAAAACUCUCGCUUUUGGCAUCCCAAUUAUCGAAGGAAUCAUUCGUCACAAGCAGAAGCAAUCAGAAAAUGAUGAAAAACCGCUUUAUGCUGUCAUUUUAACGCCAACUCGUGAACUUGCAAGUCAAAUUCAGGGACAUUUGAAGGAUGUAGCAAAAUAUACAGACAUCAAAGUUGCUUCAAUUUUCGGAGGAAUGGCAGUUCCCAAGCAAAAACGUGUCUUGAAGCAAUGUCCCGAGAUAAUUAUCGCCACGCCGGGUCGAUUAUGGGAGCUGUAUGAGGAAGGAGAUGAACAUUUGGCGAAAAUGGACAGUUUGAAGUACUUUGUUGUUGAUGAGACAGAUCGAAUGGUUGAAAAAGGGCAUUUUGAGGAGAUGCAUAAAUUGUUGGAAGUCAUAAAUGCUGAUGCGGCGAAGAAAAAAGGAAGACGAAAUUUUAUUUUUUCUGCGACACUUACGAUGGUUCAUGAUUUGCCGGAUUAUGUAUUGAAACGAGCUCGUCAUUCAGGAGGAAACAAACCUUUGAAAACAACUCCAGGACAAAAACUCCAACAACUUAUCCAAGCUUUCGGAUUAACAGACCCGAAAAUCGUCGAUAUUUCAUCAAGUACGGGAACAGCAAAAUCCCUCACCGAAAGUCGAAUUCUCUGUCAAACGAACGAAAAAGACUUUUACCUCUAUUACUUCCUCCAAAAACAUCCGGGACGCACAAUUGUCUUCUGUAACUCGAUCGAAUGCGUAAAACGUCUCGUUUCUCUCUUGAGUUACCUGAAUUGCAAUCCGUUCGGUUUACACGGAAGCAUGAUACAGAAACAACGCUUGAAAAACAUCGACAGAUUCAAAAAUAAUCCGCUCGGUUUACUCAUUGCGACUGAUGUAGCUGCUCGUGGUUUGGAUAUUCCGCUUGUGCAACACGUAAUUCAUUAUCAAGUCCCACGAACGACGGAAAAUUACGUGCAUCGUUCGGGAAGAACAGCUCGUGCGAAUAACGAAGGUCUUGCCGUGCUCAUGAUGGAUCCAAGCGAAGUUAAAUAUUACACGAAACUUUAUCAGGAUUUGGGUAGAACUGAAGAUUUGCCGCUUUUCCCAACGGUAUCGAAAUUUGUUAGUAUGGCACGUGAGAGAGUUGUGCUCGCGAGAGAAGUAGAAAUGAUCGAUUUGCAACUUCGAAGAGUCGCGACGGAAGAUAAUUGGUUGGAAACAGCAGCGAAAGAGGCUGAACUUGGUUCUGAUAGUUCAGAUAAAGAUUCCGACGACGAGGACUACAAAAAACAAGAACGCAACAAGAAAAAAACAUCUUUACGUGACAAAUCCCUCAAAUUGGCUCAACUUUUAGCGAAUCCUCUCUUCAUGAAUACCACAAAAUACCCCACGAGCGUUUUGCCGGGCACAAAACCAAAGGCAACUGACAACGAUUCAGCUGUUUCUGUCAUCAAACAAUCCGUCGCCGAGCACAAAGAAUGGAAAAAGAACCGAAAAAGGAAAAAUCGCGCCUAAAUUUGUUAAAUUUUUCUUUAAUUUUUAAUAAAAUUUGUACAUUUCUUCAUAUUUU
Molecule: messenger RNA, 2290 nt
Organism: Culicoides brevitarsis
Lineage: Eukaryota; Metazoa; Arthropoda; Insecta; Diptera; Ceratopogonidae
Product: ATP-dependent RNA helicase ddx24
Exons: 4
Coding region: 40-2235 (731 amino acids)
Molecular function (GO): ATP binding; nucleic acid binding
Source: RefSeq, a predicted model, not a curated record